Messenger RNA from Gryllus bimaculatus (two-spotted cricket), 9295 nucleotides. The record is from the annotation of a GenBank genome assembly. NCBI's taxonomy places the organism in Eukaryota, Metazoa, Arthropoda, Insecta, Orthoptera, Gryllidae.
AUCUUAGGAAGGCUCCAUCAUGGCGUGCAGCCGAGAGGGGAGUGAAUGUGGUCGUGCGUAUAAGAAAACCAGGCAGUGAGUGAAAGAUGAGUUUAUGAGUGAAGAUAUUGGUGUUGUGUGGUGCAAAGAGUUCGUACAUUCAGUACGUUUGUGAACAUGGCUCUCGAGCUUCAGCUUCACAGUCCUGCAGGUGCAGAACCCGUUGUUUAUCAGUGGCCUCUUACUUCGGGGUCGGGCUCGGACAAGCACGAUGGGGCCCUUGAGAUUGUUGAGACAAUUAGAUGGGUGUGUGAAGACGUGCCCGAGCUCAAGCUGCCGAUGGAGAACAACAUCCUGUGCGACUACGACACGCGCAGCUAUGAAAGCAUGAAAAAUCUAUGUGACAGAUUUAACCGGGCGAUAGACCAGAUUGUCCAGUUGGACCAGCAAGGUGACUCCAAAGCUAACGGGAAUGAAGAUGCACCUUCCAGUAAAAAUGGAAAUCAACCUGAAAACGCGAAAGCGUCCGAAAAGGGAACAUCCCUUCCGGCAGCUCGCUUGAACAAACAUCCUUCGAGAGGGCUCCUGCGGCACAUUCUACAACAGGUUUACAAUCAGGCUGUAAGCGACCCAGAGAAAUUAAAUCAGUAUGAGCCGUUUUCACCAGAGGUAUAUGGAGAAACUUCAUAUGAUUUGGUGUGCCAGAUGAUUGAUCAAAUUGAAAUUACAAAAGAUGAUAUAUUUGUGGAUCUUGGGUCAGGUGUUGGUCAGGUAGUUCUGCAAAUGGCAGCUGCUACUCCAUGCAAAAUAUGUUUUGGUGUGGAAAGAGCUGAUGUACCAUCAAGAUACGCUGAGAGUAUGAACUAUCAUUUCCGUAAGUGGAUGCGAUGGUAUGGAAAGAAGUAUGGUGAUUAUCGUUUGAUUAAGGGGGAUUUUCUACAAGAUGAGCACCGGGAGAAGAUUGUUAGUGCGACAAUAGUGUUUGUCAAUAACUUUGCAUUUGGACCAACUGUAGAUCAUAUGCUGAAGGAGAGAUUUGCUGAUUUGAAAGAUGGUGCUAGGAUUGUUUCAUCCAAAUCAUUUUGUCCUUUGAAUUUCCGAAUUACUGACAGAAAUUUAAGUGAUAUAGGAACUAUCAUGCAUGUGUCAGAAAUGUCACCAUUACGUGGUUCGGUGUCUUGGACAAAUAAACCUGUGUCUUACUACCUUCAUGUAAUAGAUAGAGCUAAGGGAAAUGGAAAUGCAACUGCUGCUGCGGCGGCGGCGGCGGCGGCGGCAACAGCAGCGGCAGCAGCAAGUGGGAGGGAGAGAAGUAGAGAUGGAGAAGGAGAGGAGGAAAAUUUGCCUCCUCGAUCAGUUCGUGAUCGGGCACGCCGUGACUUGAGCAAGCAACUGAACAUUGAUACCAGCUCGAACAGUUCGCGAGAUAGUGAUGAUAGCAAUUCAGUACCUGGAAGUAACAGCAGUUGCAGUAAUAAUAAUAAUACUACAAUCACCACUAAUGGCAGCAAGCCUGUAACUGGCCCAACCACUCGGAGAGCUUGGAGUGACUGGUGCAGCAGCAAGGGGAAGAGUAGCCAAAGUGAAGAGGAAAACAACAAUGGAAAUGGAAAAGCAUCCAAGGCACGGAAACCAAAGAAGUUGAGACGCAAGCUACCUCGGGUGGGGAAACAGUCGCUGCCUGACACAUCAUGCCUACAACAGCCCCCACAGCCACCACCAGUAGCUCCCCCAACUUUACCACAGCGAACUCAGGCAAAAAGAGGGGUCCGUGGCAGAGUGAAGAAGGGCAAGCCAAAGAAGACAAUAAAAAUCAAUGGGUUGGAUUUGCUCCACAGCCAAACUCUCUUGAGCACAUCACCUCAAGCCAUUGGCAAGAAGCCACCUCCCGCUCCUGGUUGUGUAGAUCAGCAGUUAACAUCCCUCACUCUGUCAUCUAACACAACAAACAAUGUUCACUCAGAAUUGGACAUUCCUCCUGCACCAGCAGAAACUCCGUAUGCUCUCCAGAUUCUUCUUGAUUUGUACAGAGCUCAAUUCAUGCAGAUGGUGGACAUGAUGAAGAGCCCGAGAUAUAAAGAUGAUGUCAAUGUACAAAUAGAGAAGGAGAAAGAAAGGAAUAUGAAACUAAUGAGUAGAGCUGCUCAAUUGGAAAAGCAGAUAAAGGUUCUUAUUGAUGAUAGUGUGGCUUUAUUGAAAGCUCGUAUGUCAGAAUUAGGGAUUAAUGCAAAUUCUCCUGGUGACCUUCUGGCCAAAGCAAAGGAAAUUGUUCUAAGACACAAGGAAUUGCAAGCAAAGGCAUCAAAAUUACAAGCACAAGUUACUUCAAUAGAACAAGAUCAGGCUAAGUUUGUCCACCAGAGGCAACAGGAAAUAAUUGAGAAGUAUCGAAAAGCCGGUAUUAUUUCAACAGCAAAUCAAGGAAACAUAGAUACGACAGGAUUAACACAAGAUUACAUUCUGAAAGAGAUAUCGGCAACUUUGAGCCAUAGGAAAAAGUUGCAUUCAAAGGUAUCUCGGUUAGAAACUGAACUUACUGCUCUUCAGAAAGUGACAGAAGAUCGUAAACCACAACCAAACCCUUAUGUUGGAGGUAUGAAGCCACAUAGUACAAGUAAUGGAUAUGGAAACACUCCUCCAGCAAAUUAUUCAGAAAAAGUUCAGCAUGCACAUCCUCCACUUCAACCUCCAAUUAUGGUUCAAAACCAUCACAAUCACGCGGCAAAUUCUAAACCCCCUCGGAAGGGCAGAGAUAGUCGCUCUCGCUCACAAGACUGGCCUGAUGUUCCUGACAUUGGAAAAAUUGAAGAAAACAACCCUGAAAUUUUGGCUCAAAAGAUCUUGGAAACAGGUCGACAGAUAGAAGCUGGAAAAAUCAGAGAAGGACCAAAAUUUAAUGGUAGUCAUAACAGUAAUUUAAUUCAACCACCUGAUGGUCUAAUGGCAAAUCCUGAAACUUCAAAUAAUAGCAACAGCAAUGCUGCUAACGUUCGCUAUUCAAGAGAAUAUAAUCCCUCAUGUCCAACAAACAAUCCUCGUCACAUGCAUUACCCUGCUGCAACUACGGCUAUGUCAACUGCUCCAGAAGCAUCACCUGGAGCCCCUCCUGCACCACGCCCUCAACAGCGUCCUGCUGAUGUUAAGCCUUCGAAACACAUUCGCUCAUCCAGUGGAGGUAGCACCAAUUCUAAUAGCAAUAAAACUGCCAAUAUGCCCAGCACUGCCAUUAAUAGAACACAAGAACCUCCAAGAGUAGCGAAUUUUGAAGAUAGGUUAAAAAGUAUUAUUACAAGUGUUCUCAAUGAAGACCAGCAAAACAGACAGCAGCAGCAGCAGCAGCAGCAGCAGCAGCAGCAGCAACAACAGCAACAGCAACAACAGCAACAGCAGCAGCAGCAGCAGCAGCAGCAACAACAGCAACAACAGCAACAACAACAACAGCAACAACAGCAACAACAACAACAACAGCAAACUCUGCAGAAUAAUGGAGUGAUGCCUCAAGGACCUGGUUUCAUUUCCAAUAAUGCUGGAGGCACCACAACUCCAAAUUAUAAUAACCAUCCAUAUUAUUCUGGAAGUAAAGUAAGUGGAUCGAAUAUAUAUGCUACUGGCUCUUCAAUUGAAACUAAAAUGCCCCGUGAGAGCAAGAAAUCUGCAGAUGAGCGAUCUUAUCUCAGAGAAGGAUCUGUUUUGUCCGCACAGCCACGUAAUGUAACAGCUCUUCAACAACCUGAUUACACUCAAGUAUCUCCUGCAAAACUUGCAUUAAGACGUCACCUCUCCCAAGAAAAACUUGCUGCUGCUUCUGCUCAGCAAAUUCAGGCCUUGGGGAGUGGUGAAAAAGGAUAUGUGGCCACACGGACGAUCGGGGACUUGGUCAGUGGGGAAAUUGAACGCACUCUGGAAAUAUCAAACCAGAGUAUUAUAAAUGCAGCUGUCGAUAUGAGUACAAUUAUGGUUGGGAAUACAACAACACCAGCAACUGUUGUGAACCAGAACAUGCCUCCUCGUCCGGAAAGGGUAAAUGUACGUUUAAAUCGCAUAGUGGAGGAUUCUCUUGGUCGGAAAGAAGAAGACCGAACUGGAGGUAAUAGUCCUUCACCUCUGCAUCACACUCCAGUUUAUUCUCCCAUCUCUCGUCCCAGUAGUACCGAAGGAGCUCUCAAUGCAGCUGGAAAUCCACCAACACCAACACCAGCGGGAAUAUUACCACCUCCAGCUCCUGCCCUUGAGGGUUUGGGCUAUGCACAUCAUCCCAAAUCUCCACCAGCUCAACACCCACAUCAUGGUCUUGCAACACUGGCACAUGUUGCCUAUAAUCAUAUGACUUCCAACUAUUCACCUCAGCCUAAUUCUUCUACUCCUCCAAACUUUUCUCCACGGACAACAGUCCUCUACCAGCCUUCAUCCACUGCUUUUGCUUCCUCCACAUCAACCAAACCAGGGACACCUCAGAAUGUAUCAUCCUGUCGAUAUGCUGAAAGCAGUUACACUCCUGUGCAGCUUCCACGGGCAGACAUUAAGCCAUAUCAUGAGUCAUAUUUCACAGACACCAAACCUCCAAUAAUUGUGACUGCUGCAUCAUCUCAAGAUAGCAAACCACCAUCGCAACUAUCUGAAGAAAUGAAUAAAACGGGGAGCUCUCGAGAUUUGGAGUCAUUUGGUCCUGUUGAAGGUCUCGCUGCAUCUCUUCAGUCACGUGUGCUAUGCAGUCAAGAGAAUUCAAGUUCUAAACAUUCAUUGCCAUCUGACCUGCUGCCAGUAAAAGAAGAAAUAGAUGAGAGAGUAAAUCCACGAUCAGAUUGUAUGCUUUAUGACAGUAGAAAUCACCACCAACGAUUAGAUCCUGUGAAAACGGAGAGGCAAGAUGGCAAGAUGGAAAAUCAUAGAUUAAGUGAUCAGCGCUUUAGUUCAGGGAUUGAUGAUGAUGGAAACAAACAGUUACUUUCAUCCUUGGUAAUACCUCAACAAAAUGCAAACUCUAACACUGCCAUUAUUCAGAGUCCUACAGCACCAUUGGACGUUGUGAAAACUGAAGUAUGUGAAGUGUCUAAAAUGUCUGAUAAUAGUGAUUCCUUUGGACGAACAUCUAGUUGUAGUAGUUUCUCUAGUAGUAAAAGGGCAUCACCUGUCAUUCAUGGACCAGUGCGACCUCAUAAAAAAAUGCAUCUUGGUAGUACAGACAACUGUGGUCGAAAUGAACCAGACAAUGCAGUGUCCUCAGUUUCAUCUGUAGUAGCAAAUAUAAGUCAGCCUAUAGCAAUUAGUGCAAUCUCUUCACCUGAGUUACAUUCAGGAAAAUCUACACCAACUCCAGCAGUGCCUCAAGGAGAUGAGCUACCUGUUGAGAGGAGCAAUAGCAGGCAAACGGAAGAACGAGAAGAAGAUCCAGAAGAUGAUGACACUGGUAACCGGAAGAUUGACAAAUGGCAAGAUAAAAUCAGCAGUGGCUUUGAUCGUCUUAUGUCGUUUGCAUCAACUGAAUUGGACAAACGUCGUCGGAGCACAGAAGGUGCCUCUCCUCGUGGUGGUGAUUCCGCUGCAAGUUGUAACACCAGUCCCGACAGUGGCAUUGGCCAUGGGGACCCUCCUCCACCACCUCCUGUGCUGCCUAUGGCUGUGAACAAGAAGAGGGUUUAUGGGGACCUUGGACCUGGAAGCCCAGGUCCCAAAAUGCCUCGCCUUUUUAAGACACCCUCUUCAAAACCGUCUCCUCAGCAAAUGGGCAGAGAUUCCCCUCCUAUUUUGGAACCACCUCUCAUUGAUGAUACUACUGGUCCACCAAGAACCCCUUCUCCAUCUUCUUCAGCAGAUGAACCCCCUCUGAUAUCUGUUGCUCUCCCAAUUAGCCCUGCUCCACUGGAUGGGCCCUACAGUCCAAUAUCAGCAUCCAGCAUCUCUGCCAACAACGGCGAAUCGUGCAGCCCCCCACCCCUUCCUCCCUCUGUACCAUUGAAGUACCAGCGCCCUGAAACGUCAGAUCACAAAUCAAGAGGUGAUCAUCAUUUCAAGAAAAAAUUUUUUCAUCGUGAAUGGAAUUCUGUGAAUCAUUGGCAGGGAAACGCAAAUCAAAGUAAUCAUCACAGUCAUCAUCAUAAGGGUAAAUUCCGGCCAAAAGGUAAAGACUGGGAGUGGCAUGGAACGAAAGGUCAUCACCAAGGCCCACCCAUGCCUCUGCCUCCCGAUUUCUCCGUCCCUCCUCCACAUCUUGUUAACACAGCUGUCCCUCCACCUUAUCACCCACACGGUAGGUUUCCAUCGCGCUAUCGAGCCAAUCAUUCUUGGGAGAGAUAUUCAGGUUAUAGUGGUCAGGAGAGUAAUGUACAAGAUGCAACUCCUGUGCCCUCUAGCAAGAUAUCUCGAAUUUAUAAUUCUUAGUUUGAAUGUGCAUUGUUGAAUCUUACCCCUCUUGUCACAUGUCAAUUUGUGGUAUGAGCCCAUAUCAUUGUCAUAUGAUGGGAAUUUGAAAAUUUCUAGUGGCAGGGAAUAAAUAAUCAGUGAUACCUUUUAAGCAAAUCUAAUGUGACGUCCCUCAACAAGGUGUUUGUAAAAGUAUGCACAUUCAAAACAUGUGAAAGUUGGUUCUGUAGAAUCAAAUUCUUUAUGCAGCUUUCACAUUGUGAUUGUAAUAUGUAGUCUUGUAUUGAUAAAAGUGCUGUGUGCUGUGUGAAUGUUAUAUGGUUAUGUGAUAAAAUUUUAAGGGAAUUCAUGAAACCCAUCACUUGCUUUUUAUGUAGAUAGAUUAUGUAUUUUAUUGAGCAAGAUAAUCCGAAGAAUGGCAGUACAUUGUUAUAGAAUGCUUGAUACAGUGGAUAGUCAAGGGAAUUUAAUUUAUUUGUGAUUAUAGAAGUUUAUUGAAACCAGUGUUAAUAAUUUUCAUGGUGCUAAUCAAGAAAUCACUAUUAUCAUAAUUCAAGGAGGUGGAUUUUGUUGUUUUGGAGAGAUUUAGAAGAUUUCGUUUACAUCUUAUUGCCUGUAUAUAUCAGGUUUUUAAAUACCUGUGAAUGUCAAUUUUUAGGAUCCAGUUGGAUUAGGGAGAUACUAAUCUUUCUUAGUUUGAGUAAAAUUAUUUACUUUUGAAGUCACAAUUAUUUCAAUUUUUCAAACAUUCCUGUUUAAACAUAUUUAAUAUUCUUAGAGAAAUUAACUUAAAAAAUAAGUAGUAAGAUGCAGUUAAUCAUUGAUUUACACUAUUAAUACAGUUCCUCACCUGCUUUAACUUGAAUAGACUCUGUAUCAAGCACACACCCAAUUCAGUGAUUGCCAAAGGCAAUUAUUAAUUGUGACUUCUGAAGAAGAAAAAUUAAAAUUGUACUUCCUUGCUCAAAUUAAAUCUUUCUUUAACUUACUUGGACAGAUCAUGAACAUAGAAUGUAUUUCCAUUAUUGUAAUUACAGAUUGGAUUGUGGACUGUAGAUUAGUGUAUGAAGUUGAUGAUGUGUUAGUGUAGAAAAUAGGAGCUGAAGGUGAGGAAAUAGAUGUUCUAGAGCUUAAGUCAUAUCUGGGUAUGUGCAUCUUUGGACAAUCAGUGUCUGCAUUGCAUACAUGUUUUUGUUUCAGAAUAGGCAAAAAGAAAAUAAUUUUGAUUCCUUUAAAAGUGUUCAUUUGUCUUGUUGUCAUAAAUUGUGCUGUGAUGGGCUUCAUAAUCUGGCUACAACAGAACUGCCAUCUUAAGUGUUUAUAAUUUUAUAAAUGGGAUUGCUCAAUUGUAUUAUUCGUUAGAGCAGCAAGGUCAUGAAUGUUCUUUCCUGCUAUAAGAUGUAUAUCUCAUUUAUUGUUAAAUUCAUCAAGGAAAAUAAAGUGCAUUUGUAGAUGCUGAAGGCAUUCAUACUGUUGAAUUCUUAUAUGUAACUUCAUCUCUGCAUAUUGACUCAGGGGCAAGGAAGUGAAAAUAUAUUAGUAUAAUCUCAAAUAUUUGAAGACACUCAGUGCUAAAUAUGAUUGAUGUGUUUAUCUUGGAGACCAUGGUAUACAAUUUAAUUUCAUUUUAUUCAAUGAAAACCCAAUACUUUAAAGUAUGUUGGAAUAUUCAAACACAUUUUUUCAUCAUACUGGUAGACUAAAGUUUGCUGUGGUCUAUUUUUCAACAAGAUAAUGCAUUACUUUUGUCUGUGUGUGUGAUUUGUUUAAUUUUGGCUCUUGUCAAAUUUAUUUGCGUUAAAAAAUACCAAUUGUGUGCCUGUGAUGAGUGAUGUAUUAUUUUGUAAAAGUUCUGGUGACUUCAUACUGACCAAAAAAUUUAGUGUUAACUUAUUUAUGUGUCAGCAAUUUGUUGAAAUGCCAUACAAUUUAAAUAUGCUAUGAAAAUUGCAGUGAGUUGGAUUUGUUCACAUUUCAUAUAACACGGUGAACUAAAUCCUAGUAGUUUAAUUCACUGCCAUUUUUGUCUUUUAAAUAAGCUAGGCACUGCCAUGUAACUUGUGUUCAUAUGAAAAUGAGAGGAAUGAUAUUAAUGAAAGUCAUUAUAUCAUUUUUCUAUGCAUGGGUGUUCAUUAUUUUUUUCUUUUAUGGUAUACAUUGUAUAUAAUUGUUCCUUUCUGUUUUUAUUGUGCUUCCUCAGUAUCAGCCAAUUUACAGAUUUUUAUCUUGAUUGCAAAGCUGUGUUUUUAUAUUGUGUAUAUUUAUAAAGAGCUCGUGGAAACUUGUACCACUAGAAUACGUUAGUGAUUUAUCUGACUGGUACUGAUGAAAACUGAAGAAAAUGUAUUGCUUUACUUUCUUAUUACGUUUUCUACGUAAUGUUUUUGGCUUGUGUGAUGGCCAUUGUUCUUUAGAAGUUUUUGAUGAUUUAUUUUCUAGGUAUUUUAUUUCAAGAAUAAUUUUUAUUGUAUAUUGUGAGAAUAAUAAUUUAAUGUUCACGUGUGGAAAACCCAGGAAAUACAAUAUUGUGUUGUAUUGUAUUGCUUGCUGUUGAUAAUUGUAGAUCUUUGUUUGUUUGUUUUUUUUAAUUUAAUGAAAUUGGUUGAUACUAGAGAAACAUGUUCAAUAUGUUGUUAUUGUUUUAUGCAAAAUGUUAAUUUACAAAGACUUGUAUCAUAUUCAUGAUCACAUGAAAUUAACACCAGAGUUUUAGUACAACAGGUAAUGUCUUACAUUGCAUUUUAAACAUUAGAAAAUUAAUCUGAAAACAAAUGAAGUACAAAGCAAUUAAAAUAUUUGAAUAUUGGUACUUAGUCUGAGAAUUUUUACUCUCCGUGUUUUGUAGGUUUGUUUUGUGAAUAAAAGUUGAUAGAGAAAGAAGCUAGGCCCGUACAGACAUAUUGUAUCCUUGUGUAAAGUGUAAUAAAUCCUGUAAAUUUAUUUUAGUUUAUUGAAA